This is a messenger RNA of Pelobates fuscus (common spadefoot toad), 1593 nucleotides long. Its product is annotated as collagen alpha-1(VI) chain-like. The record is from RefSeq and is a predicted model, not a curated record. NCBI's taxonomy places the organism in Eukaryota, Metazoa, Chordata, Amphibia, Anura, Pelobatidae. The coding region runs from base 16 to 1230 and encodes 404 amino acids. The transcript is spliced from 6 exons.
CCCUGUGGUCCAAUCAUGCUGUUCUUUGUUCUGGAUAGUUCUGAAAGUGUGGGGCUCCAUAAUUUCACAAUACAGAAGGAAUUCAUCAUUCGUAUUAUCAGCAAGAUAACAAAAAAUGGGGCAAAAAAGGGAAAGGAACUUAUUGCCACUCGUGUUGGGAUCAUCCAAUACAGCCACGAAGGGAAACAUGAACUCCUGUCAAUGGACGACCCUAAGAUUAAAACACUGGCUGAGUUUAAAAGUGCUGUGAAGAACAUGCACUGGAUGGCAGGAGGAACAUAUACUGGAGAAGCAUUAGACUUGGCCAAGCAAACAAUGGAAGAAUCGGUACUAACCCACAAAGUAGCUGUAGUGCUGACGGAUGGCAGAUCUGAUGCACGAGACCGCAAAUCCCUGGCUUCACUUUGCACAGUACCCAACAUGAAUGUUAUUGGAAUAGGAGUUGGGGACCUAUUUAAAAGAGCUCCUCACACGAAGGUACUGCAGGAAAUCACCUGCCAGGGUACAAAAGCACAAGGAAUGCAAGUCCUCGUAACGGAAUACUAUGAAUUGUUAGAGGAGACCUUCUUUGAAAAUGUCACAAAACAUAUAUGCAAAGAUUCUGCCUGUCCUGAUUUCUCUUGUCAAGUUGAAUUUGAAGAACCUACAGAUAUUGUGUUCCUGCUGGACGGUUCAAGCAGCGUUGGCUACGAUAACUUUAAAAAAGUGAAAGAAUUUGUUAAAGCAGCAAUUACCCAUAUCCUGUCAGAAGAAAUUAACAUAAAUACAAUGCUGAGCGUAUUGGUUGUUCAGUAUAGCAGUGCUAGCCUGCAGAAGGUAGAAGUCCCAUUUACUAGUAAAUUAGAGGAUGCUGUGUCGGGCCUAUCAGGAAUCACAUAUAUGGAAGAGUCAACAGACUUACCAGCUGCUUUAAGGUUCCUUACAAACUAUCUCAAAACUAAUGGACGUCCCAAUGUCCUGAGAAAGUUUAUUAUAUUUUCAGACGGCAGAUCUUCAGGAAUAGCACAAAAGCAAAUCACAGCGCAGGCUGCAGCCACAUUAAACCCUAGAACCGAACUGUUCGCAAUUACUGUAGGGAUAUUUAAUGAGGUGGGAAUUUGUCAACUUCUCAGUGGCAAAGAAAGUGAUUUUAAAUAUGAUCAAAUAGAGAAAAGAGUGUUUCGGGUUUCAGAAUACAGCGAUUUAUUAAAAAGAGUCACCUUGCAAAGCUUCCUGAUGAAAAUUACAUAAUCUGCUUCAAAAGGAAGUGAAUUCACAUUUUAGGUAAAACACUGCUUUUUGUUUUUACAUUUCUAUUCUUUUAUUUUCAGUUUAGUGUCUCCAAUGGGAAUUCUUCUCUUAACCAAUAUAGUACAAAUGCCAAUGGUCCAAAAUGGAAAUUAUGCCCAAAUGGAAGGGGAUUAUGUAUAUUCUACAACUAUUAUAUGAGAUGUAAGACAUUGCAAUCAGUUACUAUGUAAUACAUUUCACGAAAUACAGCUGUAUGGUGCAGAAAACAGUCUCUUCCUACAUAAGAAAAUGCAGCUUUUGAGAUAAUAUUGCAAAGAGGUUAAUGCAGAAAUGUAUGAUUUAAUGACAACGGAGUAAGUUACA